AUGUCUCAAUCCGUCGAGUAUACCAUUAAAGAUGCAUCGGCUGACGACUUUGGGAUGAGCUACAGCGAGGGUGCUGAUACUAUGAAAUGGCCCCGGCCUUAUCGUUCGUACCGGAGUCAUACAGCGUUUAACGAAAUGGAGCUGGCUAGGAUUGCCGACUUCGCCGAGUUGAAGUCACCAGAUGGGAAACUUGUUGCACACACGGCAACAUUCCAGCCGUUUCAGGAGCCCAAACUCGGUGCCAAGCCGAGCGAAGACCGGCUUGUAUUCCAGAUUUGGGAUCUGCCGUCCGGGAGCUGGCACUUUGCCGCUGUUUUCGACGGUCAUGCUGGGAAGGAGAUUGCUGAAUAUGCUCAUCUUGAGCUACCAGCCCGUGUUCGACGCGCUCUACAGCCUCUCGAUAUCACCAAUGCCGAACCUCAAUUAAUUUCUGAUACCCUUACAAAGACCAUCGAAGACUUCGACAAAUCGAUUGCGGACGACCUUAAAGCACUUCUGCCAAGAGACUUUGAGAAGCUUGACGAUGAUUCCCUGAAGAAGCUCGUCAACGACCAAGACGCUGGCAGCAAGGUGUAUGACGCGUGUAUUCGAUGUAUGCGUGGAAGCACCGUCAUUAUAGCAUUGAUCGAUCGCUCAAGGCAGAACUUAUGGGUCGCGAACCUUGGGGACUGCCAAGCCACCCUUGCAGAGUAUCCGAUCGGAAGACCUGAUGACUUCAAAGCGACGUCGUUGUCUUCUCCUCACAAUGCACGUGUUGACAAGGAAGUUAAACGGGUCCAAUCAGAACACCCUGGAGAGGAAGGGGCAAUACUCAACGGACGUGUACUUGGAGCCUUGGCAGUUACUCGGGCUUUGAGUGACUUUACUUUCAAGCUCCCACCUGUUUACUCGACCAAGUUAUUCCUACAUGCUAAUCCUGGUUACCGAAUGAGCUCCAAGGUACAUGAUUUCUUACCGCGUAGUCUGACACCUCCAUAUGUCUCUGCAACACCAGAGGUCGUACAUCGUACAUUGAAGAACGUAACGGACACUGGCGAGGAAAUAAAAUACUCACUUGUACUCUGCUCUGACGGACUAACCGACCUUUAUUACUCGCGUGAUUGGACAAUGGAAGGCGCUGCGAGGCAAAUUGCACGAAUCUGCGUCAAAUCGAAUGGUGAAGAAUGGCCGGGUCUUAAAGGAAACCUUGCGCUCCAUUUGUCAAAGGACGCAAUAGGCGAUGACCUUGAGCAGCAGUGCAGGAACCUUACCGUCGACUUGGACUACCAGCACUUGGACGAUACCACGACGGUCGUUCUUUCUUGGUGA
Molecule: messenger RNA, 1308 nt
Organism: Fomitiporia mediterranea MF3/22
Lineage: Eukaryota; Fungi; Basidiomycota; Agaricomycetes; Hymenochaetales; Hymenochaetaceae
Product: protein serine/threonine phosphatase 2C
Exons: 4
Coding region: 1-1308 (435 amino acids)
Biological process (GO): protein dephosphorylation
Molecular function (GO): protein serine/threonine phosphatase activity; cation binding
Source: RefSeq, a predicted model, not a curated record